Plasmodium fragile is the source of this 3507-nucleotide messenger RNA. RefSeq lists its product as uncharacterized. The record is from RefSeq and is a predicted model, not a curated record. Gene Ontology annotation, biological process: maturation of SSU-rRNA from tricistronic rRNA transcript (SSU-rRNA, 5.8S rRNA, LSU-rRNA). Bases 1 to 3507 code for a protein of 1168 amino acids. Gene Ontology annotation, cellular component: t-UTP complex; small-subunit processome; 90S preribosome. Gene Ontology annotation, molecular function: protein binding; RNA binding. The transcript has a single exon. NCBI's taxonomy places the organism in Eukaryota, Apicomplexa, Aconoidasida, Haemosporida, Plasmodiidae.
AUGACGACAACCAUCCACCGCACCAGUAAAGGGCCCCACGGGGCACAAAGGAUCUUUCACAAUUUGUACAGAAGAACAAAUGAUAAGAAACAACUAACCAUGAACCUAACAGAAUUUAAAUUUUACGACUAUGAAACGAAAGAACUUCGAACGAUAGAAGUAUCUCCCUGUAGAAAGUACAUAUGUAUAUGUGACUCCUUUGGGGUUAUAUAUGUGUACAAAAUUUUUAAGAAUGAGUUCUUGUACUUGUUGCAACUGCAUGCACAUGUGUCCAAGAGCUCCAUCAUGUCAGUAAUAUGGAUUAGCAAAAAGAACCCGAAGAAGAAGCAUUUGUUUUUGAUGAACGAUUACAAAGACUACGUUCUCGCCAUUACCACUUUGUGUGGGGAGAUCGUGUUGUAUGAUUUGGAAAGUCAGAACCGGCUGCAAAGCAUUUCGAGUAACGGAAGCAUAUCCUGCGCCAAACUGAAUAACAGCCUUCAGUACUUUGGCAUCACCAAUUUGGAUGGCUACUUCUACCUGUACAAUAUAUACAGCAAUGCGGGUAGCCACAUCUACAACUGCUUCGACCGCUUCCACGAGGGGGGCGUCGUUGGCGGCGACGUGAGCGAUGUGAGCGACGUUAGCGACGUGAGCGACGAUGCAUAUAACAGUGAUGGUGGUGAUGGUAGCGAGGACAGCAAGCGCAGCGACGACGACGCGCAGGAACGACCGGGCAAGAAAAUCAAACUGUCCAGUGAUCUUGCCCAGUACCUGGAAGAAGAAGAAGAGGAUGCCUCGUCCCAGGGAGAAGACGCAGAGAGCGCCCCGGCGGUGGCCCCAAAGGCGUGGCACGUAUUCUCCCCCACAAACAGAAAAAUAGAAAAGGAAAAUCAAAAUGGUGAUACCUUUAACAUAUAUAUUACAAACAGAUUCAAGUGUAAGGAAAAGUUGGUGUGCUUAUACUUUAUGGAUGAGCUGAAAAGCAGGGAAGUGCUCCUAAGCAGUGUGCAGGAAAGCGGCCACAAGGAAAACUACCGACAUGGUAGCCACGACAAAAACAAAGCGACUUCCCCCCCCCGGAAGAACAAAAUCAGGGAGCUGGAAAAGUCGUACAAUAGCUACAACCACUACGUACUAUUGGGGAGCGAAGACUCCAAAAUAUACAAGUACAAUAUAGCGAGGAAGGUGUGUGAGGGAGAAUUCAAAGGCGUCCAUGAGAAUUGUAUCAUUUGGGAUGUCCUCUACAUUUACAAGACAGACGAGGUGGUGUGUGUAGAUAACAGUGGCUCCUUAACCAUUUUUGAAAACAGCACAUUCAGCGUAAAAUAUUUUUUUAAUCAUCAUAUGUAUAAGUCGGUGUCCUUGGCGAAGACAAUGAAUGAGGAUUAUAUUUUCACAGCAGGGGUCGACAGGUAUAUAAUUAAAUACGCCCUCACACAUGUACAUGGCAAAGGAGGGUCUUCCUCAAAUGUAACCAUAAGACAGCAGGUAGCUACGACGGGGAAGCGAAAAGCCCAAAUGAUUAGCAGCCAAAUGAAUGGAGAUACAGCAACAUUCCGGUACUCAGCAGUGAAUGGAGGUGACCAAGCAGAAGAAGAAAAUUUCUUCCUCGACAAAGUGAAAGAAACAAACGAGAUAAAUAAAAAGUGGUAUAGAAUUAAUAAAAGGUCUACCCACUUUGCAGACAUAAAACGUAUUGUCCUGCUGAGGGGAAAUGUACUAGUUAGCAUAAGUGACGAUAUGUCCUUUUGUUUGUACGACACCUUCAACCAAGUCAAUAGGUAUUUCCAAAUAGGUAAUGUGGAGCUGAACAGGAAUAUUUUUUUUUCAGCAAAUUUGAAAACCGUUUUCUGCACACACGCUUGGGGGAUAAAAAUUUACUAUAACAAUAGCCCCAUCUGCAUGGAGGAGGGGGGAAGACGCAGCAUUCAGGGGGGAAGCAGCAUUGAGGGAGGAAAUGUUCAGAAGGAUGCAGAUGAUGAUACGAAAUUGCUCACCCCGAAGGGCUUGGAAAAAAUCAGCGAAGUGUACUACAAACACAUCGCCAAAAUUUCCUACGCACAAAAUGAGUUUGUUAAUUCUUGUAUUGUAAAUAAAAGCGCGACAAAAAUUGUUUGCAGGACGAAUAAAAAAUUCUCCAUUUAUCACUUCAAUAUAAAUGACCUGACCAUAUACAAUUAUGACCUGUCCAAGUUAGGCGCUUUUAAAGUGUACUCGUUCGAAUUUGUUCAUGAUGCUGAUGAUGAUGAUCUGGUCAUUCUUUCCUUUGCAAAGUGCCAUUUCAGCAAGAGCAGUGAGAAGAAGGAAGACGUUGUUGCGGGGGAGGAGAAAGACUUCCCAGGCGGGGAAGACAACAAACAAGAAAUGUACGAAAUGUAUGAACAUGUACAUGUAGAGGAUGAUGAAAUGGAGAGAGGGGAAAACAAUGGACGACAAUAUUUGUACACUUACCAUGUAGCCAUUUACAACAUUGACACAAAGCAAGUAGUGGAAGAAAUUCAAGUGGAUAGAAUUUUAAGUAAUUUUAAAAAAUAUAACAAUGGGAAACUAAUCAUUUGCACGGAUGAACAAAAAAAUAUUUUUUUAUUUUUUAAAAAUUCGAAAAAAUAUUUGAAUACAUGUUUGAAAAUAGGGGACUUUAAUUUAAGCAAGAGGAACAUCCACCGGAGCUACUUGUUUUCCAUCGUCGUUGAGAAUCUCUUGUUCAUUUUUACGCUGGACAAUUGUGUGUACGUAUACUCCUUCUCUUAUGGGACGGGCAAUUUGUCCUUCUUGAAGACUCACGUUGUUAGAAAUUAUACACUCCGCGAAUACAGGGAUGUGUCCCUAAUCGAUUUGGGUCUGCUUGGGGGGGGAAGCGUACAGCGCCGACAGGAGUACAAUCAAGGGGAAGAGGCGGGAGGAAGUGAAGCGGGCGACCAUGUGGAUGCAGCCAAGGGGUCACCCCUUCCAGCGUGCUUCCAGAGCAAGUACUGCCUCCUCCUUCGCAGCUGCGACAAAAUGAGGCUACUCCGGCUCAACAUAUGUAAUGACCUCUCCAUCAACAUCCAGUUCACAAACGUACAAAAUGCGUUCAAGCAUAACGCAGAACUGAUCGAUCAGUACUACCUGUCCUCACUUAAUUUUCGCUACAACUUCCUCAACACGAAGCAACUGUACUUUGAGGAUACAAAUCUGUACAAUAUCCUCCUGCGCGAGAUGAGGAAGGAACGCAAGCGGGGGGGAGAAGUAGAUAGCAUGGACAUUGCUAAUGGGGUUCCUACUAAUAACGACUUAGCACAUGACAAGGCACUAGCGGAAGGACAACACAAGAAGGAAGAGCCCACACAAGAGAAAGGUUGUCCCAUCAGCACAGAUCUUUUAAACCUUUCCUUCAAAUCGCUAAAGUAUUUAAAAAUGAAAAACAUUUUGAACGUGCGUCCCUUGUACACAUCCCAGAGCGACAUCGUGUUGCUUCUGUGUGUCCCCCAAAAUAUUGAUUGCACGCUCAUUAGUGUGGCUGACACGAAGAAAUAUGUUGAGUAA